This is a messenger RNA of Lindgomyces ingoldianus, 474 nucleotides long. RefSeq lists its product as uncharacterized. NCBI's taxonomy places the organism in Eukaryota, Fungi, Ascomycota, Dothideomycetes, Pleosporales, Lindgomycetaceae. The coding region runs from base 1 to 474 and encodes 157 amino acids. The transcript is spliced from 5 exons. The record is from RefSeq and is a predicted model, not a curated record.
AUGUAUUACAACAGCGCCAAGGAAAGCGAGGAGAUUGAAUGCGGAGAAUCCCCUAUGGAACUGGGGUACAAACAGUGGAAUAAGAGACUCUUGCUGGGUUCAGAUGCUCAGACUUAUACGCUCCAACAGCUUCAGAUGAUGCACUUGAGUCAUCCCGGCGGUGCAUGCAGCUGGAGAAGGGCUUGGGCGUGCGGAUUACAGAUGACUGCUGCAGCGGGCCAACCAGCGCCUGCUCUUCACAGGCACUACACCCAAAUGGGCCAGAUUCACGCCUUUGGUACAUCAAAAGUCAGCGCUCUGUGCGAGGCAUCCAUCAAUUCAGACCCAGACGCCAUCGUCUCAGUUCUCCGUAUCGUCGUAGUCCCAAAUUUAGGCCGAAUCAAUGAAACUAUUUGUCAGCGGCGAACUCCCUCAACAAUGUACGUUAAGUAUACACGCUUUUUAGCACGCCAUAUGGAUAUCGCAUGUACAUAG